Cajanus cajan (pigeon pea) is the source of this 779-nucleotide messenger RNA. NCBI's taxonomy places the organism in Eukaryota, Viridiplantae, Streptophyta, Magnoliopsida, Fabales, Fabaceae. The record is from RefSeq and is a predicted model, not a curated record.
UUGAGAAUUGAGAUCCGAAAUGGAACAGGGAUAAGGAAGUGUUGACCGUUGACCCUUUUGUGAGUUGGAGAGCAGAGGAAGAUGAUGCCGCAACAAUGGGCGUCUCCAUGUGGAAAUCAAUGCACCAACAAAUACGCUGCACUUACCCAAAUCCCAUUAUUCUGCUUUUCUUUCUCAUUCAAAAUUUCCUUCUAGGGAGAGUAUUCUGCAAAAAGGGCUGCAACUCUGACGGGGAGACAUGGGAGGAAUGUCUGGAGGAAUGCAAUCAAAUAUGUUACAAGGACCCUGUACUAAAGGACCAACAGUGGAGUGCUUAUAUUGAUCGUUCACCUGGUGCGGCCAGUUAUUCAGAGGAAUGUUUCUUUGCUUGUGUAUCUGGUUGCGGUUAUAAGUUCGAUGUGAAACAAGACACAGUUGAUAAAGUUAGUCCUAACAGGCCUCCAAAGCCUGCCCCAGUUCAGAAGCCGAGGCCACAACCCGUAGAAUCAAUUCACCUGCCUGAGGAUAUGCCUGGCACUUCUGCAUAGUGAUAACUGAUAACUGAUAAAAUCCUAGUCUUACAAAAAAACACAGAAAAACUUGCACUUGAUCAUUCUUUUAUAGGCUACAUUUUUUUAGGAAUUUAUUUUUGCAUUCAUCCUUCUUAUCGGCAUGGUUUAGUUCAUUUUAUGGGCAACAGUAUGACUGCUAAUGCCGUUUUGCCUUGAGAUUCUAAAGUUUUCAUGCCGUGUUAAUUAAAGCAGGGAAUGUGGAAAAUUUGGUAGUUUGAUAACCACAGA